This is a messenger RNA of Homo sapiens (human), 7250 nucleotides long. It is a transcript of the gene PSME4, whose product is annotated as proteasome activator subunit 4. The record is from RefSeq and is marked validated. Gene Ontology annotation, biological process: DNA damage response; sperm DNA condensation; proteasomal ubiquitin-independent protein catabolic process. Lineage: Eukaryota; Metazoa; Chordata; Mammalia; Primates; Hominidae. The transcript has 47 exons. The coding region runs from base 210 to 5741 and encodes 1843 amino acids. Gene Ontology annotation, cellular component: nucleus; spermatoproteasome complex; cytosol. Gene Ontology annotation, molecular function: peptidase activator activity; proteasome binding.
AGAGCGGCCGCUGCCGCCGCCAACGAACUGAGAGCCGCGUGGGGCCCAGCAGCACGCCGGCCAGGGAAGGGGGCCUAGCGAUCGGUCCGAGGGCGACGGGCCGCCAGCGGCCGCAGGGCGACGAAGACGCGGAGGAGGCGGAGCCCGGAGAGGGGUGGGGGCCGGGGAGGGUUCGGGUGGGAGGGGGUGGGGGGGGUGUCCCUGGGCUCAUGGAGCCGGCCGAGCGGGCGGGAGUCGGAGAGCCCCCGGAGCCGGGCGGGCGUCCCGAGCCGGGCCCGCGGGGCUUCGUCCCGCAGAAGGAGAUCGUCUACAACAAGCUGCUGCCCUACGCGGAGCGGCUAGACGCCGAGUCCGACUUGCAGCUGGCCCAGAUCAAAUGCAACCUGGGCCGGGCCGUGCAGCUCCAAGAGCUGUGGCCCGGGGGCCUCUUCUGGACCAGGAAACUCUCCACAUAUAUUCGACUUUAUGGGAGAAAAUUUAGCAAAGAAGAUCAUGUUCUUUUUAUUAAGUUAUUGUAUGAGCUGGUAUCAAUUCCAAAACUGGAAAUCAGCAUGAUGCAGGGAUUUGCCCGCCUUUUGAUCAACUUGUUAAAGAAAAAGGAACUUCUUUCAAGAGCUGAUUUGGAGUUACCCUGGAGACCACUUUAUGACAUGGUAGAAAGAAUAUUAUAUUCCAAGACAGAGCACCUAGGAUUAAAUUGGUUUCCUAAUUCUGUAGAAAAUAUUCUCAAAACACUCGUGAAAAGCUGCCGACCAUAUUUUCCAGCAGAUGCCACCGCUGAGAUGCUAGAAGAAUGGCGACCUUUAAUGUGCCCUUUUGAUGUAACCAUGCAAAAGGCCAUCACUUAUUUUGAAAUAUUUCUUCCUACCUCCCUUCCUCCAGAACUUCAUCAUAAAGGUUUUAAACUUUGGUUUGAUGAAUUAAUUGGCCUUUGGGUUUCAGUGCAAAAUCUCCCACAAUGGGAGGGGCAACUAGUAAAUCUCUUUGCUCGAUUGGCUACAGAUAAUAUAGGGUACAUAGAUUGGGAUCCAUAUGUACCAAAGAUAUUUACAAGAAUUCUGAGAAGCUUGAACCUCCCAGUGGGAAGCAGUCAAGUGUUAGUCCCAAGAUUUUUAACAAAUGCUUAUGAUAUAGGACAUGCUGUAAUAUGGAUCACCGCCAUGAUGGGUGGACCAAGUAAGCUAGUGCAAAAACACUUAGCUGGUUUGUUUAACAGCAUCACAUCUUUUUACCAUCCUUCAAAUAAUGGGCGCUGGCUGAACAAGUUAAUGAAACUACUUCAGCGGUUGCCAAACAGUGUUGUUAGAAGAUUGCAUCGUGAAAGAUACAAGAAGCCCUCUUGGUUAACUCCUGUGCCUGAUAGCCACAAGCUUACUGAUCAAGAUGUUACAGACUUUGUACAAUGCAUUAUUCAGCCUGUCCUCUUGGCUAUGUUUAGCAAAACCGGUAGUCUAGAAGCAGCCCAGGCUUUGCAGAAUCUUGCACUCAUGAGACCUGAAUUGGUAAUACCCCCUGUACUUGAAAGAACAUAUCCUGCAUUAGAGACAUUAACAGAACCUCACCAGCUCACAGCUACUUUAAGUUGUGUAAUUGGAGUAGCCCGCAGUUUGGUAUCAGGAGGCAGAUGGUUUCCUGAAGGUCCUACACAUAUGCUACCUCUGUUGAUGAGAGCAUUGCCUGGGGUGGAUCCAAAUGACUUUAGUAAAUGCAUGAUCACAUUCCAGUUCAUAGCAACAUUUUCUACUCUGGUGCCUUUAGUAGAUUGUUCAUCUGUACUACAAGAAAGAAAUGACCUCACAGAAGUGGAACGAGAACUUUGUUCAGCCACAGCUGAAUUUGAGGAUUUCGUCUUACAGUUUAUGGACAGAUGUUUUGGACUUAUAGAAAGUAGCACAUUGGAGCAAACAAGAGAAGAGACAGAAACUGAGAAAAUGACACACUUGGAGAGUUUGGUCGAAUUAGGUCUGUCUUCUACGUUUAGUACAAUCCUCACCCAAUGUUCCAAAGAAAUAUUUAUGGUGGCCCUUCAGAAGGUUUUUAAUUUUUCUACUUCACAUAUAUUUGAAACAAGAGUAGCAGGUCGCAUGGUGGCAGACAUGUGCCGCGCUGCUGUAAAGUGCUGCCCAGAAGAAUCUUUGAAGCUCUUUGUUCCCCACUGCUGCAGUGUUAUAACUCAGCUUACAAUGAAUGAUGAUGUAUUAAAUGAUGAAGAGCUAGACAAGGAAUUACUAUGGAAUCUUCAACUUUUGUCUGAGAUUACUCGAGUGGAUGGAAGGAAGUUGCUUCUUUAUAGGGAGCAGCUUGUAAAGAUUCUCCAAAGAACCCUACAUUUAACCUGUAAGCAGGGUUACACUCUGUCUUGUAACCUUUUGCAUCAUCUUCUCCGUUCUACCACACUUAUCUACCCUACAGAAUACUGCAGUGUGCCAGGUGGCUUUGACAAGCCUCCUUCUGAAUACUUUCCUAUCAAGGACUGGGGCAAACCCGGGGACUUGUGGAAUCUGGGAAUCCAGUGGCAUGUUCCUUCUUCAGAAGAAGUGUCUUUUGCCUUUUAUCUUUUGGACUCCUUUCUUCAGCCUGAGCUCGUCAAACUCCAGCAUUGUGGGGAUGGAAAACUUGAAAUGUCUAGAGAUGAUAUUCUACAGAGUCUGACUAUAGUGCACAACUGUUUAAUUGGCUCUGGAAACCUCCUACCUCCGUUGAAAGGAGAGCCAGUUACUAACUUAGUACCAAGUAUGGUGUCCUUGGAAGAGACAAAGUUGUAUACUGGACUUGAAUAUGAUCUGUCUCGAGAGAACCACCGAGAAGUAAUUGCUACAGUUAUAAGGAAACUUCUUAACCACAUACUUGAUAAUUCAGAAGAUGAUACUAAGUCAUUGUUUCUUAUUAUAAAGAUUAUUGGAGACCUUUUACAAUUCCAAGGAUCUCACAAGCAUGAAUUUGACUCCCGAUGGAAAAGCUUCAACUUAGUAAAGAAAUCAAUGGAAAAUCGGCUCCAUGGGAAAAAACAACAUAUCAGAGCACUGUUGAUUGAUAGAGUAAUGUUACAGCAUGAGCUACGGACACUAACUGUUGAGGGUUGUGAAUACAAAAAGAUACAUCAAGAUAUGAUCAGAGAUCUUCUUCGUUUAUCUACAAGUUCAUACAGUCAGGUGAGAAAUAAGGCUCAGCAAACAUUUUUUGCUGCCUUGGGAGCAUAUAACUUCUGUUGCAGAGAUAUCAUUCCCUUGGUUUUGGAGUUCUUAAGGCCUGAUAGACAAGGUGUUACACAGCAACAAUUCAAGGGUGCCUUGUACUGUCUCCUUGGAAAUCACAGUGGUGUGUGCUUGGCAAACCUUCAUGAUUGGGACUGUAUUGUACAGACGUGGCCAGCGAUUGUUUCUUCAGGGCUUAGCCAAGCAAUGUCCCUGGAAAAGCCAUCAAUAGUGAGAUUGUUUGAUGAUCUUGCAGAAAAGAUUCAUAGGCAGUAUGAAACAAUUGGCUUGGACUUCACAAUUCCAAAGUCAUGUGUUGAAAUAGCGGAAUUACUUCAACAGUCAAAAAACCCCUCUAUCAACCAGAUAUUGCUUAGCCCAGAAAAAAUUAAGGAAGGAAUUAAACGCCAACAGGAAAAGAAUGCCGAUGCCCUAAGGAACUAUGAAAAUUUGGUAGACACCUUGCUAGAUGGUGUGGAGCAAAGAAACCUGCCCUGGAAAUUUGAACAUAUAGGCAUUGGGCUUCUGUCUCUACUGCUGAGAGAUGACCGAGUGUUGCCUCUUCGUGCCAUACGGUUUUUUGUUGAGAAUCUCAACCAUGAUGCAAUUGUAGUUCGAAAGAUGGCUAUCUCAGCUGUUGCUGGUAUCCUUAAACAGCUAAAAAGAACCCACAAAAAGCUGACCAUUAACCCCUGUGAAAUCAGUGGAUGCCCUAAACCCACCCAAAUUAUUGCUGGUGAUAGGCCUGAUAAUCAUUGGUUGCAUUAUGACAGCAAAACUAUACCAAGAACUAAAAAAGAAUGGGAGUCAAGUUGCUUUGUGGAAAAAACUCACUGGGGAUACUACACCUGGCCAAAGAAUAUGGUUGUUUAUGCUGGUGUGGAAGAGCAGCCUAAGCUUGGCAGAAGCAGGGAGGAUAUGACAGAGGCAGAACAGAUUAUAUUUGAUCAUUUUUCUGAUCCUAAAUUUGUUGAGCAGUUAAUUACUUUUCUAUCAUUAGAAGACAGAAAAGGAAAAGAUAAGUUUAAUCCACGACGUUUUUGCCUCUUUAAGGGUAUAUUCAGGAAUUUUGAUGAUGCCUUCCUGCCAGUUCUGAAGCCCCAUUUAGAACAUUUGGUUGCAGAUUCACAUGAAAGCACCCAGCGAUGUGUUGCAGAAAUUAUAGCUGGUUUAAUCAGAGGUUCUAAGCACUGGACAUUUGAAAAGGUGGAGAAGCUUUGGGAGCUUCUGUGCCCUCUGCUUAGAACAGCACUGUCCAAUAUUACCGUAGAAACUUAUAAUGACUGGGGAGCUUGUAUAGCAACAUCCUGUGAAAGCAGAGAUCCCCGGAAACUUCACUGGCUUUUUGAACUGCUGUUGGAAUCACCAUUGAGUGGUGAAGGAGGAUCCUUUGUAGAUGCAUGUCGACUUUAUGUACUACAAGGUGGCCUUGCCCAGCAAGAAUGGAGAGUGCCUGAACUAUUGCACAGACUACUGAAGUACUUGGAACCCAAACUCACCCAGGUUUACAAAAAUGUCAGAGAAAGAAUAGGAAGUGUGCUGACCUACAUAUUCAUGAUAGAUGUAUCUUUGCCAAAUACCACACCAACCAUAUCGCCUCAUGUCCCUGAGUUUACUGCUCGAAUUCUGGAGAAAUUGAAACCUCUCAUGGAUGUGGAUGAAGAAAUUCAGAACCAUGUUAUGGAAGAAAAUGGAAUUGGUGAAGAAGAUGAGCGAACUCAGGGCAUUAAACUCUUGAAAACCAUAUUGAAAUGGCUGAUGGCAAGUGCAGGAAGAUCCUUUUCUACAGCAGUUACAGAACAACUUCAGCUUCUACCUUUGUUUUUCAAGAUUGCCCCAGUGGAAAAUGACAAUAGCUACGAUGAACUGAAAAGAGAUGCAAAGUUAUGUUUAUCAUUAAUGUCUCAGGGGUUGCUUUACCCUCAUCAAGUGCCUUUGGUACUUCAGGUGCUAAAACAAACAGCAAGAAGCAGUUCUUGGCAUGCACGAUACACAGUACUGACCUACCUCCAGACCAUGGUAUUUUAUAACCUCUUUAUUUUCCUAAACAAUGAAGAUGCAGUUAAAGAUAUCAGGUGGCUGGUUAUAAGUCUUUUGGAGGACGAACAACUGGAGGUUCGAGAAAUGGCUGCUACUACCUUAAGCGGUCUGCUACAGUGUAACUUUCUUACCAUGGACAGUCCUAUGCAGAUUCAUUUUGAGCAACUUUGCAAAACAAAACUACCUAAGAAAAGAAAGCGAGACCCUGGUUCUGUAGGAGAUACCAUUCCUUCUGCAGAGUUGGUCAAACGCCAUGCUGGGGUGCUAGGACUUGGUGCAUGUGUUCUUUCUAGUCCUUACGAUGUUCCCACCUGGAUGCCCCAGCUCCUCAUGAAUCUCAGUGCACAUCUAAAUGAUCCUCAGCCUAUUGAGAUGACUGUAAAAAAAACCUUAUCCAAUUUCCGAAGGACUCACCAUGACAACUGGCAGGAACAUAAACAGCAAUUCACUGAUGACCAACUGCUUGUUCUCACCGAUCUUCUUGUGUCACCAUGCUAUUAUGCAUAGAAAGAUGACUAGUCCUCACUUCAGGCUCUUUUCAUCAAAAAUUCCACACCCUCAGGUACCAUCUGUGGUGGCUCUCUGCAAGUUUUAAAACUGCCUCUGCUGAGCUCUCAUCAUUUUGGUGGUUUCUGUGUUAGAUCUCGUUAGUCUGCAUUCCACAGCUUCUCAGUUGCCAUUUGAUUUCCCAACUUGUCCGGAAGUGUUUCCAGAAUACUGAUCACUUUUUUUUUUUGAGGCAUCUGACAAAGUCACAAAGUCUCAGACUAGAAAUAAUUACCCAGUAUGAUCAUGGCAUCCAAGACCAGAGUCUCAGAACUCAUUAAGAAACAGUUUACUUGGAAUGGAGAAUACCCAUCUGUAAUACAGGUCCUGUCAUUUCAUUCAUCUCAAAUUAUUUUGAAUUCUUCCCAAAUGGCUGCUGGAUUUAGGUGGUAAUAGGGGCUGUGGGCCAUAAAUCUGAAGCCUUGAGAACCUUGGGUCUGGAGAGCCAUGAAGAGGGAAGGAAAAGAGGGCAAGUCCUGAACCUAACCAAUGACCUGAUGGAUUGCUCGACCAAGACACAGAAGUGAAGUCUGUGUCUGUGCACUUCCCACAGACUGGAGUUUUUGGUGCUGAAUAGAGCCAGUUGCUAAAAAAUUGGGGGUUUGGUGAAGAAAUCUGAUUGUUGUGUGUAUUCAAUGUGUGAUUUUAAAAAUAAACAGCAACAACAAUAAAAACCCUGACUGGCUGUUUUUUCCCUGUAUUCUUUACAACUAUUUUUUGACCCUCUGAAAAUUAUUAUACUUCACCUAAAUGGAAGACUGCUGUGUUUGUGGAAAUUUUGUAAUUUUUUAAUUUAUUUUAUUCUCUCUCCCUUUUUAUUUUGCCUGCAGAAUCGUUGAGAGACUAAUAAGGCUUAAUAUUUAAUUGAUUUGUUUAAUAUGUUAUAUAAAUGUAAAAGAGUGUAUAAACUGUAGAGAUAGCAUUGGCAAGACAUUGUACAGAUGCAACCUUUUACACAACAUCAUUGUGUAAUUUGUAAAGAUUCACGUGUAGUUCUUUAUUAUAGUGAUUUUGGGCUUUGUACCCACUGAAUGCCAUUUUUUGUGUUUUUAAAUUAUUUUCUUUAUCUUGUUACAAAAACUGAGAUGUGGGGUUUUUUUUUUUUCAGUUCACUUAUCAUUAGAAUGUCUGAACUUUUAUGUAACAUUUUUGUGUGCAUCUCUCAAUGCUAACACCACAUGUUUGCCUAUGACAAGUUUAUAGAGUGAAAGGUAUCUUCUGGGUUGAAAUAAUUCACAAAUUGGUGAAUGUCAUCUUGCAACACACCCUGUACAGUCUUCCUUAAAGGAACACUACAGUAUAUUUUUAGUAUCUACAUGCUGAAUGACUGAAUACAGACCUAAGCACAGCAGUGGUCCUGGUACAGUAUUUAAGUGUCGGCAUACACAGGCGUAAUCCCUGUAUAAAGUAGUGCCAAACUGAUUUCAGUUGUGUAACUAGUUUAAAACCCAAUAAAUGGAUUCUUUUUAA